Molecule: messenger RNA, 2487 nt
Organism: Prunus persica (peach)
Lineage: Eukaryota; Viridiplantae; Streptophyta; Magnoliopsida; Rosales; Rosaceae
Product: probable F-box protein At1g44080
Exons: 2
Coding region: 87-1259 (390 amino acids)
Molecular function (GO): protein binding
Source: RefSeq, a predicted model, not a curated record
AAUCCUAAAGGGAAACGCAGAAUCUCCGCCUCUCUAUACACAGACAAAGCUGUUAGAGUAGGGCAACAGUAACUGACAUUAACUCGAUGGCUCAAACCAAUCCAAGCAGAAAAGUUCACGACUGGUCGAGUCUUCAUCAAGAUAUUGUCGACUCGAUCGCCAAACGAAUAGUCUCUCGGGCAGAUUUGAUUGCUUUUGCCGCAGUUUGUAAAGCAUGGAGAUCAGCCGCCAUCAAAGAAUACUUUACCAGCCGAUCAACACUGAAAUCUCCAGUGCUGAUGAUCCAAGCCAAGAACAAGGAGAAGGGCACUCUCACCCCUGAAUUCUACAACAGCUCAAAGAGUACAUGGUCAAAGGGUACGUUUCACAAACUUGGUCUGCUAGCACCCAAGAAAACAAAGCAGUCUUUUUAUUCUUCUCUAGGCUGGCUGGUGGCUGUGUCUGAGGAUUUGAAGGUUGAUCUGCUGCACCCUUUAAGCCAUGCCCAGAUUGAACUUCCAGAUAUUAACAAAGUCAGAAACCAUCACCAGCAACAGAGCUUUUCUGGCGUGCCGUACGAGUUCAUAGCUAGUAAGUUUGUCUUGUCAUCAAGCCCUUCUUGGACGUGUGGUUAUAUAGUGACUGUUAUUUAUAGGAUUUUGGGAGGCUGGGGAUUUUGGAGACCAGGAGAAGAUGAAUGGACCAGUGUGGGAAGGAAUAUAAUGGAUCUUGCUUAUUAUAAAGGGCAGUUUUAUGCUGUGGACUUUGAUGGGAAUAUAAUGGUUUGUGAGAUUGCAGAGCCUGAGCAACCAAAAAUGAGGAUUGUUGUUCCGAAAGUGCCAAUGGAACCCAUGUGUGCUUCUGUUGAUCAAAGCCUUUAUCUGGUGGAAUCACAGGGGGCCUUGUUGGUGGUUCUGCGUCUUAGGCAAUGGUUCAGUUCGACAACUGAGUUUAGGGUUUUCAGUGUGCCAUUGGAGGGUUGUGGCAAGUGCUGGUGCCAUUGGUCGGAUUUGCAGGUAAAGAACUUGGGUGACAGUACCCUAUUUCUGGGACGCCAUAAUUCUUCAUUCUCUAUCGAAUGCAAGAAUAACAAGAACUUUGUAUGUUUGGGGAAUAGCAUUUGCUUCACGGUUGAUUUUUGUGAGUGUCUUGCACUUACCAAUGGAGAUAUGGACGCCAGUUAUUUUGUUUUCAAUAUGACAGACGGGAAACUCAAGCCUUGCUUGGGCAAACGCCUCAAUUUAAGAGCGCCAUAUUUAUGGAUUCAAGCACCAUUUUAAAGCCUUAGGUGAUUGUUGUAUUUUAAAAUCUCAUCUUUGGAUAAUCAAGCCAUGUUGGGUAAAAUUGGUUGGAGAUUACAUGCUGAAGAUGAGGGUUUGUGGGCUAAAUUUUUUGAGGAUAAGUAUCUGAAAGGCUGCUCUACUUUGGAUAAUUCUCUGGAGGUUAGGAAGGAUUGUUCUGCCACUUAGAAGGGAAUUUUACAUGGCUCUAAGCGUCUUUUGCAGGGGAUGACUUGGAGAAUUGGUAUGGGGGAUAAGGUGAAGUUUUGGACUGAUAAAUGGUUGUCUGAUGUGCCUUUGAUACAUUAUGAGGGGGUGGGGGAGUUGUUGGACCUUGAUGGUCCUGUGUCAAGUUUCUUUAAGCAGGGAUGGUGGGAUAUUAAGAAGCUGAGAGCUACUGUGCCUGAAGAGGUGGUGCAAAAAGUUAUUAGUUUCUCUUCUGGGUUUAAUAGUAAUUUGGAGGAUUCCCAGAUUUGGAAGCCUAAUGCCAAUGGGAUUUUUACCAUAAAAUCUGCUUAUCAAUUGCUUUUUGGAGAUUCUUCUUGGACUGAUGCUUUUUGGAAGGCUUUGUGGCAGUUGAAACUUCCCCCCAAGUUGUAAGUUUUUACCUGGCUUGCGUACCAGGAUAAAAUUAUUUCUAAUGAUCAGAGAGUUCGGAGGCAUUUAUCUAUGGAUUCUUCUUGUUCUUUAAAUGAUUGGCCUUCUGAAGCUGCUGUCCUUAUUCUCAGAGAUUGUAGUAAAGCCAAAGAGGGCAGUUGGGAGAAAGUGCAAUCUCUUUUGGCUUGGGAUUUUCCUGGGACUGCAGUGGCCAACAUAAUUUGGAUGGGUCACAUAAAGCGGCUUUUGGGAAUAUUGGUGCUGGAGGCGUUCUUCGUAAUAGCAAUAGGGAAUGGCUUGGGGGAUUUGCUGUGAAUCUGGGGAAGGGUCAAACAUCUCCUUGCUGGUCUGCUGUGUAACUGCUGUGAUUUUCUUAGGCAGUUUGACACUUACAAGAUUCACCAUAUUUUCAGAGAGAAGAAUUGCCUUGCUGACUGCCUAGCAAACUGGAGUUUCAAUCUGGAUUUAGGUAUUUGUUUCUUUGACACUGCUCCUGUUUGGGCUACUGAAGCCUUGGUUGAUGAUUUGUUAGGCGUUUCUCAUGCUCGUUUGAUUGGUAUUGUAAGAGUGUAGCUGUUUUGGGGUCUCCCCCCUAUUUCAUUUAUAAAAAAAAUCUCAUCUUUGGAUCAAA